AUGCCCGCCAGCCUCGACAGCCAGAGGCUGGAAGCCGUCUUCCAGUCGCGGCCAGACAUUCUACAGGGCAUUCAGAAAGCAGCUGACACUCCCGCCCGAGUCGCACUAUUCAACAACAUCGCAAGCUUCGUCCACGAGCAGAUCAACGGCCCAGAGCCCGUAUCGAAACGCAGACGCGUAGACGAGGGCCCCACGAACGGUUUCAAGGCGACGAAUACGAAUGGCACGCUUGCAAAAGCGGCGCCCAAGAGCUCCGGCACCGGCAAUGCGGCCGACGAAGAGGUGCUCCUCGAGAUCAAGGAAAUAUCCGUCUCAGUGCCGCAGCGCAAAAAGUACGACCUCUGCUUCACGGCCAAUCACCUAUACGCUCGCGCACCAAACACCACCGCCCCCGUCGAGGGCAUCACCUACGCCUGGGAAGACAUCGAAUACGCCUUCUACCUCCCCGUUCCCGAAAAGACCCAGGUGCAACACAACUACGUGCUGUUCCCCCGCGGGACAUGCCUCCCGACAAAGACGGCACCCGAGAAGGAAGCGCUGGUGUUCACGGUACCAUCCACGCCACCCAAGCAGGGCACCAUCGGCGGGCCGAGGGCGAACGCAGCAUCAACCGUCUCCGACACCUACCGCGCCCUCUUUGACUGGGCGCUGACGACACAUCUCAGCUCCGCCGGCAACCGGGCCGAAAUCGUCGCGGCGGACCCCAGCAAAUUCCACAGUCUCGUGCGCCAGCCGCAUAGACCGAACGAGAAGGCGGUGCACGUCAAGGCCUUCCGCGGGUCCAAGGACGGAUACCUUUUCUUCCUGCCCAACGGCAUCUUCUACGGCUUUAAAAAGCCCCUCGUCUUCCUGCCCAUCGACCGUAUCGUGGCCGUCAGCUACACGAGCGUCCUGCAGCGCACCUUCAACAUUGUUGUCGAGGUCUUCACCGAAGGCGACGCGACCGAGGAGAUUGAGUUUGGCAUGUUGGACCAAGAGGACUACGGCGGCAUCGACGAGUCGUACGUCAAGCGCCACGGGCUGCAGGACCGGAGCAUGGCCGAGCAGAGGAAAGCCAAGAUGGAGUUGACGGAAAACCUGAAGGCGAAGAAGGGUGCGGAUGCCGAGGCUGGUGCAAACGGCGACACCGACGCCAACGGCAUGACGGAGCUAGAGAAGGCCCAUCUCGAGGCGGAGCAGGCUCUCCAGGAAGACGAAGAUGAAGACGAAGAGGACUACGAUCCCGGCAGUGAGGGUGAGAGUGAAGGCUCGGGGUCGAGCGACGACGACGAUGACGACGACGACGACGACGAUGAUGAGGCUGAAGAGGACGACGAGAACGAGGAGAUGAACGACAAGUAG
Molecule: messenger RNA, 1341 nt
Organism: Colletotrichum higginsianum IMI 349063
Lineage: Eukaryota; Fungi; Ascomycota; Sordariomycetes; Glomerellales; Glomerellaceae
Product: Negative regulator of dna transposition
Exons: 3
Coding region: 1-1341 (446 amino acids)
Molecular function (GO): histone binding; nucleosome binding
Source: RefSeq, a predicted model, not a curated record